Apodemus sylvaticus (European woodmouse) is the source of this 1551-nucleotide messenger RNA. RefSeq names its product heparan sulfate 6-O-sulfotransferase 3 (gene Hs6st3). Bases 142 to 1551 code for a protein of 469 amino acids. The record is from RefSeq and is a predicted model, not a curated record. NCBI's taxonomy places the organism in Eukaryota, Metazoa, Chordata, Mammalia, Rodentia, Muridae. Gene Ontology annotation, cellular component: membrane. The transcript has 2 exons. Gene Ontology annotation, molecular function: heparan sulfate 6-sulfotransferase activity.
CAGCCGCUCUCUUCGGCGGCAGGGGCAUGGAGGAGCGGCGGGCUCCGAGCCGCGCCCCGGAGUCCCCGAAACUUCCGAGCAGGCGCCCGAUCGCGCCGCUGCCGCCGCAGCCACCUCACCUGCCGGCCUGAGAGCGGGACCAUGGAUGAAAGGUUCAACAAGUGGCUGCUGACGCCGGUGCUCACUCUCCUCUUCGUGGUCAUCAUGUACCAGUACGUGUCCCCUUCCUGCACCAGCUCCUGCACCAACUUCGGGGAGCAGCUCCGCUCCAGGGAGGCCCGCCCGCCCCCUGUCCCGAGUCCUGCCCGAAGGGCACAGGCACCCCCAGAUGAGUGGGAGCGGCGGCCCCAGCUGCCACCGCCACCCCGGGGACCGCCCGAGGAGUCUCGCGGGGUCGCGGUUCCUGAGGAUGAGGAUGAGGAUCCGGGGGACCCGGAGGAGGAGGAAGAAGAAGAAGAGGAGUCGGACCCCGAGGCGCCCGAAAACGGCUCCCUGCCCCGGUUCGUGCCGCGGUUCAACUUCACCCUGAAGGAACUGACCCGCUUCGUGGACUUCAACAUCAAAGGGCGGGAUGUGAUCGUGUUCCUGCACAUCCAGAAGACCGGGGGCACCACGUUCGGCCGGCACCUGGUGAAGAACAUUCGUCUGGAGCAGCCAUGCAGCUGCAAAGCUGGCCAGAAAAAGUGCACCUGCCACCGGCCGGGCAAGAAGGAGACCUGGCUCUUCUCUCGCUUCUCCACCGGCUGGAGCUGCGGGCUGCAUGCCGACUGGACCGAGCUCACCAACUGCGUGCCAGCCAUCAUGGAGAAGAAGGAUUGUCCCCGCAACCACAGCCACACCAGGAAUUUCUACUACAUCACAAUGUUGCGGGACCCAGUGUCACGUUACCUGAGCGAAUGGAAACAUGUCCAGAGAGGGGCCACAUGGAAAACCUCUCUCCAUAUGUGUGAUGGAAGGAGCCCCACCCCAGAUGAGCUGCCUACCUGCUAUCCUGGGGAUGACUGGUCGGGGGUCAGCUUGCGGGAGUUCAUGGAUUGUAGCUACAACCUGGCCAACAACCGCCAAGUGCGCAUGCUGGCUGACCUCAGCCUGGUGGGCUGCUACAACCUGACUUUUAUGAAUGAGAGUGAGCGGAAUGCCAUCCUGCUGCAGAGCGCUAAGAACAAUCUCAAGAACAUGGCCUUCUUUGGGCUCACUGAAUUCCAGAGGAAGACGCAGUUUCUCUUUGAAAGGACAUUCAACCUCAAGUUCAUCUCUCCUUUCACACAGUUCAACAUCACACGGGCUUCCAACGUGGACAUCAAUGAUGGUGCCCGUCAGCACAUCGAGGAGCUGAAUUUCCUGGACAUGCAGCUUUAUGAGUACGCGAAGGAUCUCUUCCAGCAACGCUACCAUCACACCAAACAGCUAGAGCACCAGAGAGACCGCCAAAAGAGGCGUGAGGAACGGCGGCUUCAGCGAGAGCACAGAACACAUCGGUGGCCCAAAGAGGAUAGGGCCAUAGAGGGGACAGUGACUGAGGACUACAACAGCCAGGUGGUUAGAUGGUGA